CCACCACACCCCACCACACCCCCCACCACACCCCAGCCACCCUGACUCCCCCGCCCAGUAUCUCUCCCCUCGCUCUCUCUCUCGUAGCCUCUCGUGCGGAGCCUCCGAAACCUCAUCGUUCCAUCGCCACCUCGUCUCAAUAUCGCCACCACCACCACAACCACCGCCAUCACUGCCAUCACCACUAAUCACCACCACAACCACCACCGCCGCCGCCAUGCGCUGCUCCCUGAGUCUGUGCGCGCUGCUGCCCCUCCUGCUGCUGCUGCUGCAGCCUGCUGCCUGGGUGGAAGGUCAACGCAGUAAAGGCAAAGAUUUUGACGAUGACGAUCUGCUGGGAUAUGUCAACGAAAAGCCUACACCAAAGCCACCAAAGGGACGAGGCGCCGACUUCUCUGAUGACGACCUCUUCGGGCUCGAACCCAACAACAAGCCCCCCCCCAAAACACUCCCCAAGGAUCAGCCAGCUAAAGUUCAGCCUAACCAAGGGAGCAAAACGUCCGGAGGAAGUUUCAGUGAUAGUGACUUGGGUGAUGGUGGUGGCCACGGUGCCAGCAACACCGGUCAAGGGGGUAAGGCUGGCGGCGGCUAUGGCCACGGUGGUGGUGGCCAGGGUGGUGGUGGCCAGGGUGGUGGUGGCGGCUAUGGUCGUGGUGGCCAGGGUGGUGGCGGCUAUGGCCAGGGUGGUGGCCAGGGUGGUGGCGGCUAUGGCCAGGGUGGUGGCCAGGGUGGUGGUGGCCAGGGUGGUGGUGGCUAUGGUCGUAGUGGCCAGGGUGGUGGUGGCUAUGGCCAGGGUGGUGGCGGCUAUGGUCGUGGUGGCCAGGGUGGUGGUGGCGGCUAUGAUCAGGGUGGCCGUGGUGGACAAGCUGGAGGUGGCUAUGGUCGUGGUGGCCAGGGUGGCGGUGGUGGUGGUGGCUAUGGUCAGGGCAGCUAUGGAUACGAAGACUACGGGACUGGACAGAACCCAGAUACGGCGGACAACUAUGGUGCGGUGCUAAUUUGGAUCUCUGAGCAUUACGAGCUGCUGCUGAUCUUUGCCUCUAGAUUCCUGCUGGACGAGGGGGAGUUGGAGCCCGGCGGGAACACGAAGGUGUCUCCAGGAGCCUCUGCGGGCAUCGCGGGCGGAGUGAUCGCGGCUGUCGUGGCCGCAAUCUCCGCGUUCAUCGCCUACAAGCGGCGUCAGGGACGCGGCGUGGCGGGUCCUGGAGGGGUCCCAGGGCAGCAGCAGGGGUCCGGGGGCAACAUGAUCACGUCCCUGAUUGGUCAGUUUUUCGGUGGAGGAGGCAGAGCCGCCGCCAACGCGAACUAUGGCACCCCGGGCAGGGGCCAGCAAUUCUAGCAGCGCCACUCAGCAGCCAGCCAACCAACCACUCAGCCAACCACUCACUCAGCCAACUACUCACUCAGCCAACCACUCAAUCAGCUAACCACUCACUCAGCCAACCACUCACUCAGCUAACCACCC
This is a messenger RNA of Petromyzon marinus (sea lamprey), 1465 nucleotides long. The record is from RefSeq and is a predicted model, not a curated record. Lineage: Eukaryota; Metazoa; Chordata; Hyperoartia; Petromyzontiformes; Petromyzontidae.